Paramecium octaurelia is the source of this 1847-nucleotide messenger RNA. NCBI's taxonomy places the organism in Eukaryota, Ciliophora, Oligohymenophorea, Peniculida, Parameciidae. The record is from the annotation of a GenBank genome assembly.
GUUUAAUCAAACUAUGCAAUAGGAAUUAGCAGAGCUGAAAGGUUUGAUUAUGCAGACUUUGGAAGCUAAUGGUUAAUUGGCAAAAAUUAGGGCAUCGAUUAGAGCUUCAGUUUUUAAUGUAGUUGAUUCCACAGACAAUAAUGAAAAAAUCUCUCCAUUUUUUAGCGAAAAUAGAAAAGUUCAGUCAAUAAAAGAAUUAGAAACAGGUAGGGAAUUGCUUGAACUUAUAAAAGAAUUUCUUAAUUUUUACGAAAUGAGUUACACAAAUUCUAUUUUCUCAAGGUAUUGAUCUAUAAUCAAAUUUAGCGAAGCUAAUCUUAGGGAAGAAAUUAAUAGAGAUGCUAUUUCCAAAAGAUUACAAAUAAAUAUCGAGGACAAAAAUAAACCUCUGCUUCAUUUUGUAUUGGUUUAAGCCUAAAAAAAUUAAAAGUUGCAAUAAUCAUAAAGCACAAAAACAUUUGGAAGUAUUUUUUCAAGUUAAGAAAUGUUAUCCCCUUAAAAAAGUAUUUCCUCUUAAAUAUCCAAAAAUAAACCUUAGAUUGGUGCUUCAUAAUAGGAAUUUCUGAAGAAACAAAAGGAGCAAUUCAAUUUAUUAUAGGAGUAAGAAAAUAAGAAGAGAUAAAAAGAGUUUUAGAAGAAAUAAAGAGAGGAACUCUAACAACAAGAGGAAAUUAAGCUUUAAAAAUUAAAUAGAGAAAAAGAGGAGAAUCAAUUGUAAGAGGAAAAGCUCAAACUUGAAAAGUAAAAAUUGGAAUAGAUUAAAAUGAAUUAAGAAUUACAAUAAAAGAGUUUAGAAAUUGAACUUUAAAGAUAAGCACAAUUAAACUAGGAAUCUGAAUUAAAGUAAUAACAAUUAGACUUGCAAAAAAAAUUAAUUGAAUAAUAACAACUAGCCUAAGAAAUUUAGGACAAUAAAUAAAUAUAAUAGUUUGAAGAAAAACAACAGGAAGAAUAAUAAAAAUUAAUAGGUAUACAGCAAAACGUUAAAGAAACUGAAUUAAAAUUGAAUACGAUUCUUUAGGAGAAAACUAAAAUAGCUGAUGAACUUCGAUUAAUUAAAGAAUAAAUUUUGGUAGAAAACAAUAAGCUAUUUUAAUUAACAGAAUAAAUAUAAUUAGAAGAAAGUAAUUUAUAAAAACUAUAGUAACAAAUAAUUGUUCAAUAAGAAAAUAAAUAGAAAUUCGAAAACGAAUAGAAUGUUAUCAAGUAAGAGGUAAUAAAAUUUUAGGAUGAAAAAAAGACAAUUUAAGAUUAAAUUGAUCAAUUAAGACAAUAGUUAACCGAAGAAGAAUAAAACUUAGAAAGUUUUAAAUAAAAUAAAGUAUAAGAAGUUCAAGGUUUAGAAGAAAAGUUCAAAUAGUUUUAAUUUGAUAAUAAUGAAUUAGAUAAAAAGUUAGCUUAAUUAAAUAUCCAAAAAAAGGAGUUGUAGUCUUAAAUUGAACAAUAAUGUAAAUUAUAAAUAGAAAUUUCAGGGGAAUAAGAAAAAUUUGAAAUUGAAAAAGUAGAAAUAUCAAAAUAAAUUUAAGAAUUACAAAAGGAAAAUAAAGAUUUAAUUGAAGGGAGAAAUUUUUUGUUAAAUUAAAUAGAUGAGCUUAAUAAUUAAUUGAAUAAUGCAAAAAAUGAAAUAGAUGAAUACAAGAAUUAAUUGCUAAUAGGAUAACUAGUGCCAGAUGAAGUGGAAGUUGUUUCUUCUAAAAUAAACUAAGUAAUGAUUUUUUUUAUUAUCUUAGAAAGGUAGCGAAGUAGAUGCAAAAGCAACAAUAGACCCGUAUUUAGAAACUGAGUUAGUGCAUACUCAGUAUUAAGAUAAUGAUGAUUUUGAUUAUGACGAUCAUCUUUCGUUUUGA